CACAUGCGCAGUGCUGCCCUCUGAACAGUCCUUUUUAUGCUCAACGUUGAACGUGUAGCAUCGAACGAGCAUCAAGAUGCAGCUCUUCUUGCGUGGUCAGAACACUUACACCCUUGAGGUGACCGGACAGGAAACUGUCGGGGACAUCAAGGCCCAUGUCCAGACUCUGGAGGGUCUCUUGGUUGAGGAUCAGGUCCUGCUGCUUGCUGGCUGCCCACUGGAGGAUGAGUCCUCUCUGGCUUCCUGUGGCGUCUCUGAACACUGCACCUUGGAAGUAGCUGGAAGACUUCUGGGAGGUAAGGUCCACGGCUCCCUGGCUCGUGCCGGAAAGGUCAGAGGACAAACACCCAAGGUUGACAAGCAGGAAAAGAAGAAGAAGAAGACAGGCCGUGCCAAGCGUCGCAUUCAGUACAACAGGCGCUUUGUCAAUGUUGUGCCCACCUUCGGAAAGAAGAAGGGACCAAAUGCCAACUCCUAAUUCCUUAAAACGGCCGGUCGAUCGUUUUCAAGUUUUUUUUGUUGGCCAAGUCAAAUGUAAAGAAUAAAACAUUAACUUGGA
This is a messenger RNA of Synchiropus splendidus (mandarinfish), 559 nucleotides long. It is a transcript of the gene faua, whose product is annotated as FAU ubiquitin like and ribosomal protein S30 fusion a. The transcript has 5 exons. The coding region runs from base 77 to 478 and encodes 133 amino acids. Gene Ontology annotation, biological process: translation. Gene Ontology annotation, molecular function: structural constituent of ribosome; protein binding. Gene Ontology annotation, cellular component: ribosome; cytosolic small ribosomal subunit. The record is from RefSeq and is a predicted model, not a curated record. Lineage: Eukaryota; Metazoa; Chordata; Actinopteri; Syngnathiformes; Callionymidae.